UGUACAAAUUAAUAUAUGCAGCUGUCCAAGGAGAUCAUUUUACUGCCAUCAAUAUGGGUUUUGAGAACUCUGCUGGCCCCCAAAAGCAUCAAGCAGUGGCAUUAAGAGUUCAAGCUGACAAAACCAUCUUCUUCAAUUGCUCAAUGGAUGGGUACCAAGAUACACUUUAUGCCCACACCAUGCGUCAAUUCUAUCGGGAUUGCACCAUUUCGGGUACCAUCGACUUUGUCUUUGGUAAUGCGCUAGCCGUUUUUCAGAAUUGCACUUUCGUGGUCCGAAAGCCAUUGGAAAACCAACAAUGCAUUGUAACUGCACAAGGCAGGAAAGAAAGGCAACAACCAUCAGGAAUACUCAUUCAAGGGGGUUCCAUUGUGUCUGACCCUGAGUUCUACCCUGUGAGGUUUGACAACAAGGCUUACCUAGCUCGUCCAUGGAAGAAUUACCUAAGAACUAUUAUCAUGGGCAGCUAUAUUGAUGAUUUGAUUCAUCCUGAUGGCUAUCUGCCAUGGCAAGGAUUAGAAGGCCCAUCAGGCAUGGACACUUGCUUCUAUUCUGAGUAUCAUAAUGUAGGUUCGGGUUCAGAUAAAUCAAAGCUUGUAAAUUGGGCUGGAAUUUGGAAUCUCAGUUCAAAAGCUGCACAUUUGUUCUCCCCAUCCAAAUUUUUCCAUGGAGAUGACUAGAUUGAGGCUACUGGGAUCCCUUACUUCUCUGACAUUCCCAAGCACUAGAGGCACAAGAAAACAUUACUUAAUUGGUGAUAAUGACCACUUUCAUAUUCUUUAUGUUCUAGAGAGAUGCAAAGACUUGCAGUAGUUGACGUAUCUGAAAUUCCCUUUUUGUAUA
This is a messenger RNA of Lotus japonicus, 843 nucleotides long. Its product is annotated as probable pectinesterase/pectinesterase inhibitor 58. NCBI's taxonomy places the organism in Eukaryota, Viridiplantae, Streptophyta, Magnoliopsida, Fabales, Fabaceae. The transcript has a single exon. Gene Ontology annotation, biological process: cell wall modification. Gene Ontology annotation, molecular function: pectinesterase activity; pectinesterase inhibitor activity. Bases 54 to 680 code for a protein of 208 amino acids. The record is from RefSeq and is a predicted model, not a curated record.